AUGCCUCCCCCAACCCUCCCCCCACCCCGGGACGCCGGGGUCCCUGGCUCCCCGCCGCCCCCUGGUCGCCCAGCAACCGCGGCCGCGCCGGCAGCGCGACCGCUGCAAAGUGAAGGUCGCAAAGCACGGGUUACCGUGGAGACGGGAGACCCGGGUCGCUGCGGGAGGGCGCCGGCCGCUGGGCGAGGUCCGGGACAAUCCUGGAAGACUGUCAGCCGCCGGCGGUCCGAUCGCGGCCGGGUCCCCCGCGGGACUGCUGCGUUAUCAGAGCUGCGAGCUGAUCUGAGGUGCAGGCGGGGCUCUGCAGGGGCGAGAGCGACACCGGCUUCUAACCGCACCUGCGCUCCCCAGGGAGGAGGGCGAGGGCGAGGCCGCGGUCGGCCGGGCGCUGGCCUGGGAGUCAGGAGACUUGGGUUCUGGUCCUGGCCGUGCGCCCCACUCUCAGGAGACCCAGGAGAUGAGCUGCCCGUCACUCCCCUCCCCUGCCUCCUCCGGCUGGUCGGGGGUCGGAAUCAAGCCCGUAUCUUGGAGGAGGCGGAAAAGAACCCAGGGGAAAGUGAGAGAGGGAAGAACAAGACAAAAAAAGAAAAGUCGGGCUGCCUUUGCCGGACGUCUACUUUACGCCCGGAGCAGCAUCUGGAGCGGUCCGCGAUGGCUCUGUCCGCGCUCCAGGAAGGAAGCAGCAUUCGGGUAAAGUGAAGGGGAGAUCUGAAAGGGGACUGUAUGAGAACAGAAGGGCCCCUCCUUUUCUGGCCCUGCUUCCCCUGCUAGGGCCAGGGACCGGGACAGCCUCUGUGCAGGAGAGAGGGCUGGCGGCAGAUCGUCCUCACGGUCUCCCCGUCCCGACAGGGUCCUCUGAGUUUGGCCUCAGGUGGCUGUUUCCAGUGAGCGAGGGGGCCUACAGCCCAGCUUCCCAGGCCCCGACGUCGGUCCCAGCCCCAGAUCACCACCUGCUCGCCUCAGUCCUUCACAGAACUCUGACUCUGUUUUCUAGUUCCCUGAACUUCGCCCUGACCCUGGAGCCGUGUCCGGUUCUCAGCACCGUUCAGGGAGAUGCUCUCCAGACUCCAACCCUUCUGCCUGUGUCGUCCCCCCAACCGCCCCUUUCUCCCUUGUCCUCUGGCUUUCUGGGUUUUUCCCCAGCUCAUUCUGGCCAGUGGACUGCCUGGCCCCAUGCCUUCUUGGCCCUAAUUCUAGCUCUUUGCUCUUAGUUCAGCCAGAAUAAGGACAGGGAUGAACAGAAGGACAGAGGGAUGGCUAGGAAAAGAGAUGACAAGAGGCCAGGUCCUGAGGGCUCG
This is a messenger RNA of Mustela erminea (ermine), 1298 nucleotides long. RefSeq names its product WAS/WASL-interacting protein family member 3-like. The record is from RefSeq and is a predicted model, not a curated record. Bases 1 to 699 code for a protein of 232 amino acids. The transcript has 2 exons. Lineage: Eukaryota; Metazoa; Chordata; Mammalia; Carnivora; Mustelidae.